AUAAACGUGGCCGGUGGCUCUCUGUUUUUUCUACCCAAAAACUAAUCCGAAACAGACUCUCCUAUGUUUUCUCCGAAGGAAAGCACACUCUUUUUCUCUUUCAUUUCCGCUUCAUUCAAUUUUCUCCCUUCUCGUUCUUGUUUCUUCAGCGUCUUCAACGCAAGACCGAGCUUUCACUUCUAGAAUCUCAACGCACAAAAACUAACAUAACAUUCUAAAGAAUCUGUGUUAGAAGAGUACAAUUUGGGGGUUUGAUUUGAACAUAAGAUGCAUAUUUAUCCCGCAUAUCUGGUACUACAAUAGGAAUCAACUGCCAUCAACUAUUGGAAUUGCCUUUUCGCGACCUUUGGUGUGUGAUUUUUCGAUAGAGAAGCAAUUUUGGUCUGAAUUUUGGCAGUGAGAUCACAUGUUAAGGUUUUGCAAUGGGGUCCUUGAGCAUGGAGAAGAAGUGGGUGUUUCCUUUUGUUAUCAGCGCGCUCAUAUGUGUAUUCCUUCUAGCUACCUUCUUCAACAUGGGCAUGAUCUCUUCGAAUUUCCCAUCUCGUGUUUCGUUGAAUCAAACGAGUUCCUACUAUGGUGAAGCGAAAAUUAAGCAACCUCUGCUUCCUCACAGUCCUCCCGUUCCACGUUUUGCUUAUUUGGUGUCUGGCUCCAAAGGCGAUUUGGAAAAGCUAUGGAGAACGUUGCUGGCCUUGUACCAUCCACGGAAUUACUAUGUUGUCCAUCUGGACCGAGAGUCGUCAGUGGAGGAGAGACUCGAGCUUGCCUACAGAGUAGAAACGGAAUCCCUUUUUGUGGAGGUUAGGAAUGUCCACAUGAUUACCAGAGCUAAUAUCAUUACCUACCGAGGGCCUACCAUGGUUGCUAAUACUCUUCAGGCAUGUGCCAUUCUUCUCAAGAAGUUUCAGGAUUGGGAUUGGUUUAUAAAUCUCAGCGCUUCAGAUUAUCCCCUCGUGACUCAAGAUGAUCUUCUUUACACUUUCGCCAGUUUAAAACGAGAGUUAAAUUUCAUCGAGCACACAAGCCGCUUGGGCUGGAAGGAGGGUCAAAGGGCAAUGCCAUUGAUCGUAGACCCCGGGCUCUAUAAGGAUACCAAAUCCGACAUAUUUUGGGUCGGGCCAGGGAGACCUUUGCCCACAUCUUUUAAACUAUUUACCGGUUCUGCGUGGAUGAUCCUCUCCCGGGCAUUCGUGGAUUACUGCGUAGAGGGUUGGGAGAAUCUUCCUAGAACCCUACUUAUGUACUACACGAAUUUCGUGUCUUCUCCCGAAGGGUACUUUCAGACCGUGAUAUGUAACACCCCUCAGUUUAUACCGACUGUUGUGAACCAUGACAUGCACUAUAUUUCUUGGGAUGUUCCUCCACAGCAGCAUCCUCACACGCUCACCCUAAACGAUACCCGGAGAAUGAUUAGAAGCGAUGCUCCCUUUGCACGCAAAUUCAACCAAGGCGAUCCCGUCUUGGAUAAGAUCGACAAGAAAUUGCUGGGCAGAAGAAAUGUCAACUUCACUCCUGGCGGUUGGUGUGCUGGUUAUCCUCCUUGCUCCGAGAUUGGAGAUCCUGUAAAUCUUAGACCGGGUUCGGGCGCUAAAAGGCUUCGCAGUCUCAUAGGUAAAAUAGUUUUGUCAGAGAAAUUUAGGAAGCAGCAAUGUAAGUAGAGUUGUUAUGUGUAAUGUCUCAUCCACUCACUGGGAAUGAAAGCAGCAGGUGGAUUAGAAAGAUUCAUUCAAAGAAUCUGAAAAAUAAAAUAUAUGUCUUAGGAUGUUGUGUAAAA
Molecule: messenger RNA, 1774 nt
Organism: Ipomoea nil (Japanese morning glory)
Lineage: Eukaryota; Viridiplantae; Streptophyta; Magnoliopsida; Solanales; Convolvulaceae
Product: beta-glucuronosyltransferase GlcAT14A-like
Exons: 5
Coding region: 423-1658 (411 amino acids)
Cellular component (GO): membrane
Molecular function (GO): glucuronosyltransferase activity
Source: RefSeq, a predicted model, not a curated record